AUGAAUUAACGAUCACUAUACUUUAAUUUCUAAAGGCUCAACAUUCCUGUAAAAUGUUUACCAGAAAAAAUAUUGUAAUCAAAUAAUAUCUCUACCACUUCAGAGGCUUAUGAUGGAAUUUCUAAUUUUAAGAAGUUGAUUUUAGAGUAUUAAAAAAAAUCAUAAUUCGAAAAAUGUCAAACAUUAAUUAAAGAUUACCUAAAAUGUCUCCUCAACUCUAAAUAAAAAUGUUAGUAAAAUUAUGAUACAUAAUACAGAUAAAAUUAAUAUGAAUUAUGAGGAGAUGGUUUUUUGGUUACAAAAAAAUUUUAUAAUUAGUCAUGAUCAAGCCUUGUAAUUGUAAAAAAUAUAUUAAACAUCAAUCGUUGACCAUUAAACAUUGAUUAAAGUCUUAUAUUUGCUUCACGAAUUUUUAGAUCAAGAUAAUUUUAGAAAUUCCAAUGUAUAAUAUUAUCAAUAAAUUAGUUAAAUGUUUUAGAAGAUAUUAAAUAAAUUCUCAACUGA
Molecule: messenger RNA, 504 nt
Organism: Paramecium sonneborni
Lineage: Eukaryota; Ciliophora; Oligohymenophorea; Peniculida; Parameciidae
Source: the annotation of a GenBank genome assembly